UGGUUAGAUCAAAUACUUCAAGUUGAAGACCAUGUUUUGUUAAUGAUUCUCUACGUAGUUGUGUAUCCAUCCUUUCCCAGUUGCCUUUCGUCGAUAUCCUCCUUAAAUUGCCAAAGAAAGGCAUUGCUUCUUGGCAAAUUUAUUCCAACUUUCUGACAAACACAAUCUUAAGCCUAAAAGUAAUCUCCCCGCAAAUAACAAAAAAAAAAACACUACAACAUUCUGUUCACAUGAAGCUUCAUACCAAUUCCACAAUCUAUAUAUUUGCAUUUCUAGAAUCCUAUGUACAAGAAAAAAGUGCAUUGUACAAGAAAAAAGUGCAUUGAUUAGCUAACUUGCUGUUAAUCAGAUGACAAUGAGCAUGAGGUCCAUGAAAGUAAAGACCGGUUUAUUUCUGCUUCUUUUUUGUCAUUUCGUCUGUUUCGGAUCCUGCACAUUUACCAUAACAAACUAUUGCCGAUACACCAUAUGGCCUGGCACACUUUCUGGGGCAGGAACACCUCCGCUUCCCACCACAGGAUUUGAGCUGCCGUCAGGCAAAAGUGUGAGCAUCCCUACUAUUCCAGGAUGGUCAGGCCGAAUCUGGGCAAGAACGGGUUGCACAUUCGAUGCAACAGGUACUGGUACAUGUCGUACAGGGGACUGUGGAGGAAAGCUGGAAUGUGGUGGCAUGGGCGCCACUCCACCCGCCUCCCUGUUUGAGGUGACCCUUGGCCAUGGCAACGAGACAGACUUUUACGAUGUCAGUCUUGUGGACGGCUACAAUCUGCCUCUUGUAGCUGCACCUCGCAGCAUCAACGGUGCAUGUGAUGCCACAGGCUGUGCUACAGACAUCAACACUGGAUGUCCCAAAGAACUUCAGGUUGCUAGUGAAGACGGAGGGGCAGAGGGUGUAGUUGCUUGCAAAAGUGCCUGCGAGGCCUUUGGACAAGACCAAUACUGCUGCAGCGGGGAGUUUGCAAACCCGACAACGUGUCAGCCGUCUUUCUAUUCAACCAUCUUCAAGACAGCCUGUCCGAGGGCCUACAGCUAUGCAUUUGACGAUGGAACCAGCAUCUUUACUUGCAAUGCUUAUGAAUACAACAUCAUUUUUUGCCCAAACCCCAACUCGAUGAAGGGAUCGAAUGAUACAGUAAUAUCUCCACCAAUACAGAAGAACAGCAACAAAGAGUUCUCCGGGGGACUCGUUUCGUCGUCAGACAUCCUCGUACCGUUUCCUGUAUUAGUCAUCCUCCUGAUUGUGAUACUGUUGUAGAGACUGCUGGUGGACGUAACAGCUAAACAGCCUCUCAUCUCUUGAUUGUAAAGUUGCAAGAAUCACAGUGAAUUAAAAAAAAGGGGGAGAAGAAAUGAAGACAAUAUUCGAUUGAGAUUUUAAUGCAUUGUUUUUAGUCUAUGGAUUUUAAUGGAUUGUAUGGGAUUUAUUUUUUGCGGAUUCUUGAUGAAAUGUCGCAGAGUUGAUAGGAUUUAGGUACAAUGCUUCAAAAUCCCAUUGAAUUUGGUGGGAUUUCAAAAAACUUAAAAUACACUGAAGAAUGCCAUAAAAUCCAUCAUUUUAUGAAAUGAAAAAAAAUCCAUCAGCAUUUGAAUACCAUCAGAUUUUAAAGCAUUAU
This is a messenger RNA of Daucus carota subsp. sativus, 1613 nucleotides long. Its product is annotated as pathogenesis-related thaumatin-like protein 3.5. The record is from RefSeq and is a predicted model, not a curated record. The coding region runs from base 350 to 1255 and encodes 301 amino acids. Gene Ontology annotation, biological process: defense response. NCBI's taxonomy places the organism in Eukaryota, Viridiplantae, Streptophyta, Magnoliopsida, Apiales, Apiaceae. The transcript has 3 exons. Gene Ontology annotation, cellular component: extracellular region.